GCGCCUUUGAACGCAUCCGUCUCCUGCAUCACGGUGCUCCGCUGUAGUUUCAGUUCAGCGUCCGUUUGUUCCGCAGGUGUGCUGGUCGCUUGGUUAUUCCGAGUCAAACCCCGAAAACGCCAGAUGCCGGACGGUAGACAUGGUGACCGGAGCCCGUAAAUCCGCCAGAGGAGCUAACCAGCGGGGAAGAAAGACGCGCUAGCCCCGGAACGACAGGUGCACCGCGGCAGCCAGCGUUUGACGUUAGCCUCGGACAGAAACGACUCAUCCACGACCCCCGACAAACCCGAGUUUACCGGUCCAAAGCAGCAGAACCACAACGGAACCGGGUGAUUGAGAUACCUGUCCAACCGUCUGCUGAGCCUCUCACCUGGGACUCACCUGUCCGUGAGGCGGAGAUGGCCUCUGCGCGCUCUGAACAGUCCAGCGUCCUGCAGGAGGAGCUCACCUGCCCGGUGUGCCUGGAUCUGUACCGGGACCCCCACCUGCUCCCCUGCGGACACAACUUCUGCAAGAACUGCCUGGAUCGGCUCAAGCGACAAGCAGAGCGGGGGCGCCUGCGUUGUCCGGAGUGCCGGGACAGCCACCGCUGCAGCACCAACUUUCAGAAGAACUUCAAGCUCGCCAACAUCGCCGACGACUACCGCCACCGGCGCAGAGCCGCCGCCUCCGCCUCCUCCGUGAAGUCCAGGGAAACGCUGUCCUCCUGCCUGGGUGCCCCACAGGAAGGCAGGGUUUUUUCGGUUCCCUGUGACUACUGCCCCCCUCCGGCGUCCACCUCAGAACCUUCCAAAGACGGGGACUCGGCAGCCUGUGAGGACGGCGGCGCCCAGCCGGACGCGGCUGCCAGGUUCGCGAUCAAGACGUGUCUGAAGUGCGAGGUCUCCAUGUGUCAGGAACACGUCAAGCCCCACCUGGAGCUGCCGGCCUUCCGGGAGCACCCCCUCACCGAGCCCAUGAACGACCUCUGGAAGAGGAAGUGCCCCGACCACGACGAGAUUUACCGAUACUACUGCAUGGACGACAAGACGUGUGUUUGCAACGCCUGCACUAUAGAGGGGGGGCACUCGGGACACACAAUCAAGACCCUGAAGAACACCAUGAAGGACCUGAAGGCCACGCUGGACAAGCAGCUGUACCGGGUGGAGAGGAAGUACAGCAUGGCAGAGAAGAAGCUGCAGGAGCAGAAGGAGAAGGAGCAGCAGAAUAAGAAAUUCAUGGACGACACGGAGGAGAGUCUGACCAGGCUGAGCGAGGAGAUGAAGGCCAAAGUCCUGCGCUUCAUCACCCGGCUGCGUGAGUGCACGCGCACGCAGUGCGACACCAACGGCCCGCUGAUCCAGAAGAACCUCUCCAGGAUCUGCCAGGACCAGGCCCGCCUGCAGGAGGUCCGCUGUGGCAUCGAGGGCCUCAUGCAGGAGAGCGACCCUUUCCGCUUCAUCCAGGCGUACAAAACUACAGGCAAACAGCUCCGCAGGCAGCUGAGGAAGACCUUGUUCUACCCGGAGUACGUUGACAUGGAGACGGAGCUGCUGGGAGUCAUGAUGGAGGAGGAGAUGAGGAAGUUCCUGGAGGAGGAGCUGCCGUGCCACAUCGUCGCCGCCAUCACCUCCCUGUGUCAUCUCUCAGACCCCGAGGAGGAGGAGGAGCAGGAGGACAAUGAGGAAGAGGGUUUGGAGCUGGUCGAUGAAGACGAAGAGGACGACGAUGACGAUGACCUGGACGACAGCAGCGAGGAGGAGAUGCGGAGUGAAGGAGAGGAAGAUGAAGUGGAAGAAGAAGAAGAAGAAGAAGAAGAAGACAGCCCCCUGCAGCUGGUUGAUGACCUGUACAGCCCAGGAGAGGACGAGGAGGAAGAGGAAGAUGACUACGAGGAUGAUGAGGAUGGGAAUGAUGAAGACGAGUAGGAGAGGAGGAGACUGGAUUCAUUUCUGAGAAACAGGAUUGGACACUUGAAGACGAGAAUAAAGUGUUUCCUGUUCCUAGAAAGUCGCUGCAGCCUCGUUGUGACUCUUCGGCUCCCCCUGCUGGCCUCUCUGUGCCACUUCAGAUUUGAAAACAACUGGGAGCUCUAGAACAUGAAUGUACCGUUUUCAGACUAAAUCUGAGGAGGGAGGGCCUCUGCAUGUCAGAUUUUCUACACAUUUUAAAAGGUUUUCUAAAUUCUAAGCACUAUUUCUGACAUUUUUAAGGGGCUUGCAGAUGUGUUACUUCUUACAAACAAACAUGCAAAGGAGUGAGUGCAAACAUAACCAGAAUUCAGACAUAAAACCGGAAUCCUCUUAUGAGACAUUUGAUCCGUUUCUCCUGUUUGGCCUGAAAUUGCAGGAAAACUGCAGUUUGUUUCACGCUUGAGUUAAACCUUUCAAGCCAAAGAUGAGUGAGUUUGUGUGUGUGCAAAAAAUGAGUGUUGCUUGGCAUGCUGCUAAAAGACAAAAAAAAGAAAAAGAAAUUGGAAGUUUACAAACGCCAGAAAAGUCUGUCUUUUUUAAAAACAAAUGUUAGCUUUGCUUUAAGGGAAAUGUUUCUAUGCACAUUUUUCCUGAAUCUCUUUCAGGUGAUGUGGGGUUUUGCACUUUAUUAGAAAAAAAAAUGCUGUUUUACUUGAAAAAUUUGAAUGUUUAAAUGCCAGUUUCCAUUUUUGGUGAGAAGAAUUGUAAGGGGCCAAUUUAAAAAUAAAUAUAUUAUAUUGAUAAUAAAGCUUGUUGAAUGUUG
Molecule: messenger RNA, 2715 nt
Organism: Oryzias melastigma (Indian medaka)
Lineage: Eukaryota; Metazoa; Chordata; Actinopteri; Beloniformes; Adrianichthyidae
Exons: 8
Coding region: 399-1907 (502 amino acids)
Molecular function (GO): zinc ion binding
Source: RefSeq, a predicted model, not a curated record